Coniophora puteana RWD-64-598 SS2 is the source of this 1890-nucleotide messenger RNA. RefSeq lists its product as uncharacterized. The transcript has 2 exons. The record is from RefSeq and is a predicted model, not a curated record. NCBI's taxonomy places the organism in Eukaryota, Fungi, Basidiomycota, Agaricomycetes, Boletales, Coniophoraceae. The coding region runs from base 36 to 1829 and encodes 597 amino acids.
AGCGACCUCACCGGCUUGCAGUCGGCUGACUUGCCAUGCCUACUUACACGCCGAGGCCCUUGGUGUUUCCUAACGAGAUCCUCCUUCACAUCUUCAGAAUUGCCUUCGAUGAAUGUCGAGAGCUCAAACAGGAGUUAACCCCUAUCCUCCCCAGCAGUAAUGUUGUGGACGUCAACGCUCUAGACGAGACGCAGGACACUCGCAACUCGGAGUACUGGAGGUGGACGUUCGACGAGAUCGGGGUGUCUCCUACACUCUUCCCUUUCCCGCAGGCAGAUACAUGUCGCCAAUGGAGACAAGUGCUCGCGGCCGACCCGGCGUACUGGACGAGGCUCGUUAUCUUCCUCGACGAUGUUGAUGCCUCUUCUACGUACCUCCGCGACUACAUCUCAUGGUCAAGGGACGAGCUCAUUCACGUUCGCAUCGCGUAUAGGAAUCGUCCCGCGGAGCAAAGCCAUGUUGGCUCCAUCGCGGAGAACGCCCGCAUCGAGCUUAUCAUGCGCGAGCUCGCUCCCCACAUCCAUCGGUGCAAGAGCAUCCGCUUGGACCUUACCUACAGGUCGUCCGUACUAGCAGCAGCAAGGCAUCUGCACGGUGGCGCACCCCACCUCCAGAUCCUCGCUCUCGACUCCAGCAUCACGGACACCGCUGCGUCGAUUGUGGGCUUGGAGGAUCUCUCAUGCCCCAAGCUCAGGCAUCUUCAUAUAGACGCAAAGAGCCUCGUCGACGUACGCGAGGCGAACGUUAGCUGGUUGCAUCAACUACAGCACCCGUACUGCACAUUGGUUGCGUCCUCGUACCAGCCCCCUGAUCCCCGAGACGCUGUCUCUUUGUACGAUUUCCUGAGGUGCAUUACUGGCAGCAUUCAGCCGAACCUGCGUUUCCUUGCCGUUCGCAGCGUUGCUUUCCAGGAGACCGACAGAUCCUCAAUUCCAUAUAUAUCCCACAGGGGCCAACUUAUGAUCCACCUCGUCGACCUCGAGGGCUUUGCCGUGCCGAUUCUACUCCAGUUCGCCUCGUCUAGCGCCACAGUAACGCGAUGCGGUGUCGCGGGCCUGUGUCACUGGUGGGAAGGCGUGUCGACGUUGACCGUGAACUCCGUCUGCGGGCAUGACCUCAUCAAGCUUCUGCACAGGUAUCAAGGAUUUGAGCUGGUCCUGCGUCACUGCACAUGCCUUGACGACGACUUCUUCCGGGUCUUCGGGGGUGAGAACAGGUAUCACUUUUACUUGGCGGGCAAGACGCACCGGCUUUCGCUCAUCGACUGUUCGUUCUCGGUUGCUGCAAUGCAGAGGGCACUGACAGAGCGCGCUGAGGUGAAGGAUAUGUCCCCGGAGCUCAUAAACGCUGUGGGAUCCGCCGAUCUGCCAAAUUACAUCGAUAAUCUCUCCAUUUACCAGCCGCGGACGGUCUUGACGGACGAGGAGAAGGUGUGGUUUGGGCAGCACAUCGAUAGGAACUUCGAGUACAGCGAGGAGCCCGAGGAAGAUGACGAGGAGGACAUGUGGGCGAUCCUGUCGGUUCCGGAGGACGCUCUCUUCCAGGACGAUAUGUUCUACUCCUUUCAGCUUCCACCUGUCAAGUACCUCGGAUUCAGAGUUUACAGGUCCCAGUCAAGUACGGAGCCAUUGGACGAAACCCAGCCUGAUCAAACAGCAGGUCCCCAAUACGGACGGGUUUGGCAGAAGCUUCAGAUGAUGAUCUCCUUCACGCCGUCCAUCCAGGUCGUCGAAUUCUUGACCAUAGAUCGUCGUCACAAGGAGGGGAUCGAGGCAGUACCUCCAGAGCUAGCUGGACGCUUGCAGUUUCGAUACGUAUACCAAGAUUAGAUUGUUACAUUGUGACGUUGCAACUCUGCGGAUCGGAACAGAGUCGCUAGCUACAAUGGUC